Molecule: messenger RNA, 3135 nt
Organism: Alligator mississippiensis (American alligator)
Lineage: Eukaryota; Metazoa; Chordata; Crocodylia; Alligatoridae
Exons: 5
Coding region: 438-1682 (414 amino acids)
Cellular component (GO): cell surface
Molecular function (GO): signaling receptor activity
Source: RefSeq, a predicted model, not a curated record
CUGAUUAUUCCUACUGCUGCUCAACCAGGCAAUUCUUCUGCCUAAUCUACCAACAGGAAACUACUGUGCUUAUAUAAGCAGCCAGUGUUUUAAAAUGGCUGUGGCAAUCAAGCACCUGCUGGCUGCUUGACUCAGCCCUUAAAGCAGCAGGCACCGCAAGUGCAUCAUCCAGAUGAGAAGGACUCUUCGACACAUCAUAAUGCAGGGCCGUGUGGACCAGGAACCAAGAGAUGGGCUCUGUUCCUCCUGGCCUGUUGUGAGCAAAGCUAGUCACCUGUUUCCCUACCUGGACAAUAAGUCUAAGUUUCUACCUUCAUAAAAGAGCUUUGGCCAGUAUAAAAUUCCCGGGUUAGUGCUGAAGAAGAAGAAGAAGAAUAGACUAUGUGAAACCGAAAGCUGUCAGUACAACAUAAACCACUGCUAAAAAUGGUUUAGAAAUGAAGAAAGAACAUGCCCCAAUCCCUUCUCUCCCCAUGGCUAAAUGUCCAUAUCUAAACAGCUGCACAUUUCAGAUGAAAGUGGCUGGUGGUCAAACGCCUGCUUCCCUUUCAAAGAGCGAAUGUGGGAAACCCAAUUUAAAUGGCUGUUCCAGAGCCAGUGAGAAAGGCAGUGACUCAAAGGGUGUUAACUUCCUGCGUCCAAGGGAAAGCUGCAAGGUUACAUUUGACUUUUCCAAGCCCUACACCACUUCCCACUCCAGGAUGGCAGGUUUCCCUGCCCUGCUGCUCCUGCUGGCACUAACAGGGACAUCUGUAGAACAGGACAUAGAGGUGCAGAAGAAAGUGCAGGGAGACUCCCUUCAUACAGGAUGUUCUUACAACAAGCACAAGUAUUCACUGGAGAAGAAAUACUUGUGUAAGGAGCUGUCAAGGAAUUGCCCAGUUUUAGCCUCGAUCUCCCCAGCAGGUGGAAAGAAUGACCCUCACCCUGCAACAAAAAACACAAUCAGCCUCAAAGACACGGGAUAUGGCUGGAUUUCUGUGAUCAUGAUGGCACUCCGAGUAGAGGAUUCGGGAACGUACCAAUGCAAGCUUUAUGAUUCUCUGAAGAGUAUCAUACUGAAGCGAAUAAAAGUGCUGGUCGCUUAUGAGGCUCCCCUGAGGUUAUCUGCAAAUGAAGGAGACUCCAUCUCUCUGAAUUGUUCCUAUACUGUGAUGGGCGAGAGGAGGAGCCACCAAUAUUUUACCUUGUGUAAAAUGGUAACCACAACCAAUUGUCAACCUGCCAUCAGAAUGAACUACUAUUACAAUGUUCACACAAGCGGAAAGAUCAGGAUAACUAAUGACCAGGAGAACUACAUGAUCACGGCAACACUGAGACAGCUCCGGUACCAGGACUCCGGAGAGUAUCGCUGCUGCAGCCAUUUCAUGAGCCAAAACAUGUUCCUGCGGGCAAUUCACCUGGUGGUUUCAAAAAAGCCCUGGAAUCCCAGUAGUGUUUUAGAAGUUACCUCAUCCCCCACCAGCAGCAGAGGGGCCAUCCAUCCCACUGUGGCCAGCAACGAGCAGCAGAGAACUCUGUAUAUUGUUGUGGUGCUGGGUGUCCUUCUGGCCAGUGUUGCACUGAUUACUGCCUUCACACUCCUUGCCCUGACUUUCAUCAAAAGGAGAGAGGCAGGCAAGUUCUUCUACCACUCAUCUCUCAUACCAGAGUCCAUCUCCCACCCCCCUGACUCAAGCUGAAUAGAAGCGAAAGGAGUCAUCUGUGUGUCAUCACAGCAGGUGGCUGGAAACACAAAACUUCAGUAGGUUCAAAGUGGUGGGCAGACUUUAUGCUAGGCCUUUGCUUUAUUUCUAGACAUAGGUAAAGUAUAAAGGGUGAAAAGGCAGCUUUCACAUUAAAUGGUGAGUCUGUUGUUCACAGCAGAAGAUGGACUGAGCUUUGGCAGAACUCCUGGUUGCAGACUUGCAGUGUUUCAGGUAAGAUGCCCCUUGAAGAUCCAGUGUUCCUAGCACUUUUCUUGGUUUCUCCAUGCACCUACAUAAAGCAGGGGUAAGUUGUACUGUCAACUUUUAUACCAAGAGCUGGGGUUCUUGGCUUCCUGUCCACACUGCUGCCAUUACACAGGGCAUCGCAGGGAUGCACUGUACUCAAAGGUACAACUCCAGCACAGGUGGGCCUUCCCUAGCUACCAGGUCCAGUCCACAAGAGCAGUGAAGCCGUGGGAGCACAGACUGGCCUCAUCUCCAACCCAGGGUCUGGAUAGCUCUAGAGUCCAUGCUGAAGCUCAUGCUGGCUUGGCUACACUGUUCUCAAUACCUGAGCUAAGUCGGAUCUGGUCUGUCUACACAUGCUGCCACUAUACCUUUGACUGCCAUGUAGCCGUACCCCAGUUCAGUAACUUAAGCAAGUCACUUAGCUUCUGCUGUCUCAGCUUAUGUACCUGGAAAACAAGUAUUACAUUUGCAUCUAGCACUGUGUGUGGGGAAAGUUUAAUGCCCUUGAUCUGCUGUAAGUUCUGAAUAGAUUCUACGGUUUACAUUCGCAAAGUGAUACAUGAUUGUGAUGCCUUCAUGUUACUGAUGGAGUCAACUGUGGGUACCAUCUCCUCACGCCUCGAUGUAGGUCUGUGGCCGAGUGUUCUCCGAGCAUCCCAAGUAUGUAUUUCACCUACACCACUCCCCCAGUUGCAGAGUCUAGAGAGAUUUCCUAGCUAUGGUGAAGUGAGAACAACAUUUGGGAAGAAGAUAUGUUAAAAAUAAUCUAGAAUUCCUUUUUAAUUUCCUAUUAUUUGUGGAUUUCCAGAAGGAUGAAAGCAGUGGAGGUACCACAUCAGAUGGGGAAAUGGAGAGUGAUGUAACAUAUGCCGUCCUGAAGUGCCAGACCAAGCCAGAGCCAGAAAAUGUAAAUGCAAAAGUAAAGGCAAAGCCAAAAGCCUCCCAAGAUCCCACUGAGCCUGGAGCUGUCACAUCUUCCUUUGGGCUUGUAGAAUAUGCAACUGUCAUCUUUGGAACCAAGCCUCCACCUUUAAAGCCUAGAAACAAACAGAUCCGUGAAAACCCAGUGCCAUGAAAGUUUGAACGUGUUCACAGCUAUUCUCCUCAACUUCUAUUGCAGAAAUAACCUGUUUGCGUACAGUUGCUGAAAAUUAAAUGCAUCUUGUAACUUCCUAAAUAAAGAUUGCAUUGUGGGGCA